Messenger RNA from Spodoptera frugiperda (fall armyworm), 1859 nucleotides. RefSeq lists its product as uncharacterized. NCBI's taxonomy places the organism in Eukaryota, Metazoa, Arthropoda, Insecta, Lepidoptera, Noctuidae. Gene Ontology annotation, cellular component: membrane. The transcript has a single exon. The coding region runs from base 595 to 1830 and encodes 411 amino acids. The record is from RefSeq and is a predicted model, not a curated record. Gene Ontology annotation, biological process: sensory perception of taste.
CUUGUCCUUUAAAGCUAUUAAAUCAAUCAAUGAAUCAAUUAAAUAGAUGAAAUUCCAAAUUUUUUUAACUCGUGCAAUCAUUUCAAUGAACUACAAACAAUGAGAAAUGAAUUCAGUAGUAGUCUGUUUCUAUAGUAACUAGAUGCAUAACAUUUGUUUUAUAAGUACCUUCAUAUUAAUGUUUUCAAAUACGCUAAGUACAUAAUACAUAAUUUAAAGCAAGUACCUGACAAUAUUUCUGGAGUUUACUUAGGGUAUCUCAUCUAACUUAAAUGGAGCCAUAUUUUCUUCAUCACAGAUAUCAAAAUCGGUUUCUUCCCUUCAACAUUAUGAUUAAGUACACGUUAAUUUUGGAUUUCUAAGAUUGUGUGUGAGUUAUCUACAAUAUCAUAUCUUUCUUAAAACGAAUUUAGGUUGUCAGUCGGCCUAGCUAGAAGGUUAGAUAAUAUGAAAAACGUAAUAACUUUAAUAGUUUAACAAACAAUUCUAUGUUUAUUAAGUGAUAUUACUCUUCAUUUCUUACUGUCGUAUAUUCUGAAGUAGACGUCUCAUAGAAAAUUUAUUGAAAGUAUAUUUGUAUUUAUUCAGAUAAACAUGACAAAGACAAAAAGACAAUCAAAUAAGACAACCAUCGAAGAGACUGAAGUCAGUAAUGAAGAAAAUGGAAUAGGAAAAGUUAUGCACACAAUAAAACCUGUAAUAAUAACGGAAUAUUUUUUCGGAAUCUUUAAAUGUCGUCUAGUGAAGGGACAAUUACUGCCGCCAAGCUGGAAAAUGAGAAUAUUUGCAAUCCUGUACAUGGCAACGUACGGCUCACUGUUUUUGAAAACUUAUUGCGAUCUAGUUAUGAUAAAUCAGAUGAGAGGUUGGCAAGAGUUUUCUGCCUUGGUGGUGUUAAGUCAAUAUGUAAUCACAUCAGUCUUGGCUGGUUUUCCCGUCUAUUCGGUGCCGUAUAUUCGCAUUUAUACAUUAUUUACGGAACUGGACAAGAUGCUGCAUGGAGAAACUCUGGACGUGUUUUAUAAACAAUCACGCGGUCGAACUUACUUAUACUUAUUCAUACUCUUUAUCUAUAAUGUUUUCAAUUUCCUUUUAGAUAUGUUCAGCGAAACUAACUAUACAUGGGCGUUCAUGAUAUUCCACGUAUAUUUGUUUCAAAAGUUAGUAGUUUUAUCGUUUUCCAAACAUAUCGAUAUGAUAACUUGUAGGCUGGAGGUGAUUAAUAGAAGUUUGAAAACGUUUGUUUUUGAACAAGAUGUUAGAAAGACCACAAUUUUCAUUAUGAGGAGUAGAAAGAAGGAAAUGAAAGACAAAAUGCAUUUUAUUGGACGGCCAUCGGAGGACAAUAUGAAAGUCCGAGACUUGGCCCGAAUGUAUAACAUUCUGGGAAAGAUUGGUUUUCUAAUUAACGAAGUUUACAACUUUCAUAUGUUCUUGAUUCUGAUAGCUGCCUUUGCGUACAUAAUAGUAACGAUUUGGACGGCGCUUUACAUUUAUCGAAGCCUUGAAUUUUCUGCGAAAGAUAUUGUCAAUCUUACUUUUUGGUGCAUCGGCGCGUUUAUCAACCCUGCAAUAUUUGCUUUGGUUUGCGAGAACCUACUUCGAGUGCGUAAUGAGACAAAGGUUUUUGUAAACAAAAUAAUAAUGAACUAUGAUCUGCCGAGGACCAUGAGGGUGCAGGCUAAAGUAUUCAUGGAGCUAAUCGAAGCUUGGCCGUUACGCAUUUAUGUUUAUGAUAUGUUUUCUGUAGAUAUAACAAUGAUAUUAAAGUUUAUAAGUGUUGGGACGACAUAUUUGAUCAUUAUUAUUCAAUUAUUUCAUUUGGUUUAAAUAUAUUUAUAGUAUAAUGGUCCAUCUGG